AUGAAUUAAUGGUGGAUUUGCAUUUGCGAAAAUUCUGUUUGUUCUAUGAAAGUACGACUUAUUGUUUCAUUAACAAAUGUUUAGUAAAUAAUUUGCAGCUUCAGAUAUUCUUAGGGUUCUCAAAUAUUUCGUCGUAUGAUAUAAUGCGAUCAGAUUCAGAGCUUUUGUGAAUUCUUUCAGGGUCGAGAUAACGAGGUUCAUUAUUUUAAAUAGGUAUUGCGAAUGUAAUCCCACCUUAUUAUAAAAAAUAAGCUGCGACAAUGUCUAAUAUCGCCCUUGACACUGUAUGAGCUGAGUGCUGCCGUGGUGGACAGCUUGGACUACCCUGACGCGUUCAAGUGGACGGAGACCGAUGUCGCCAAGUGGAUGGUGAACGUCGUCGGCUUGCCGCAGUAUAGGAGAUGUAUUUUCGCUAACAAAAUCAAUGGCAAAAGACUGCUGCGAAUGGAACUGCCGUCGUCUCUGCCUGACAUCAACAUACACGACUACGCUCAUAUUGCAAAAAUAACCGCAGAAGUAAGAAAGCUAUAUGUGACCGACUUCAUUCGUUUCUCGCGGAGCAUCGGCUUGCCGUUUCGGAAGCCGCUCACGCACUGCACGUGGUUCAAAGCCAGGACCGGCAUGCAGUGGGGGAUACGACAGAAUUGGACCAGGAGUGACAUACUACGAUGGAUGCAAAUUUUGAAUCCGAAACCGUUGUACCUAGACCACUGGGAUUUAGUAUGGUAUCAGAAGGCAGAUUUUCCAAAGACCAUGUUCGCAAGAAUACCGCGGGCUCCGCCGCGUGAAGUGCUACCUCACUAUGAACCCCCUGAGGAGUUCUGCAAUGAGUACCUGACCCCUCGAAGAUUCAGACUGCAAGCAAACAUUCCAGAAGACGCCCAACUCAUCUGGAUGGAGCAUAGACCAGGCUCACCGAACAGAAAGGAGCCCCUAACUAAAGAGGAAAAAAAGGCGUUGAAAAAACAACAAAGUAUUAAGCCCAAAGAUUCUCGACUGAUUCCUAAGAGACCCUGCUUGACCGGACUGUCUGGCAAGGACUUAAUACUGGCUAGAAGGAAGAUGCCCAAACCUAAGUUUUUGAGCGGUUUUAAGUGAGAAGGUGGUAAGUAUUAUGGAGGCUGGUGAUAUUGUAUUAGGUAGUAAUUUACAAGUUUAAUAAAGUUUUAGAAAUAA
This is a messenger RNA of Helicoverpa zea (corn earworm), 1176 nucleotides long. RefSeq lists its product as uncharacterized. Bases 367 to 1098 code for a protein of 243 amino acids. Gene Ontology annotation, molecular function: protein binding. NCBI's taxonomy places the organism in Eukaryota, Metazoa, Arthropoda, Insecta, Lepidoptera, Noctuidae. The transcript is spliced from 7 exons. The record is from RefSeq and is a predicted model, not a curated record.